Molecule: messenger RNA, 788 nt
Organism: Brassica oleracea var. oleracea
Lineage: Eukaryota; Viridiplantae; Streptophyta; Magnoliopsida; Brassicales; Brassicaceae
Exons: 2
Coding region: 76-657 (193 amino acids)
Source: RefSeq, a predicted model, not a curated record
GCAGCAACUGACGAAGCGGCGAUCAUCAGACUAAAAAACGUAAGUGAGGGAGAAUAUUCUAGAAGGGAACGAACGAUGGUGCUGUGGGAGAUAACUCUGGGAACAGCCUACUUCUUGGGGCUGAGGCGGACUUAUAGGCUCGCCUUGAAGAUCCAACGUCGGAUUGUUAGUCCGAAGAAUCCGAAGAUCCGUCAAUUUCUUCAUCGGAGGACUCGUAAAAUUUUCGAUGUGGCAGUUUCCGUUCACAAGAACAUUCAGCAUAGAGACAUUGAAGUUGGUCGGAAUCUCGGCAACUGGAUUCUCCGUUGGCUCGACCGGAUGAAACCAGCUGCUCAGAUCCGUACUCGACCUGAACCAAACUCCAACGUUGACAAGGCAAAAAGUCUAUCGGAGUCGAGUCGUCCCAAAUCAAACACGACGCAGAGUCCACAAAAACGUGAAUCCGAUAGGCACUUGUUCUCUUCACUGAAACACUUCCAGCACAGCCCGACCGUCUCUACCAUGAUCCAGCCACCUAGACCUAAUGGAAUUACUACUCAGUUCAGGCAUUACAGUGCCGGUGCAGCCGCCAGUCUGAUUCCUCCGAGCUAUGUAAGAGGCAGCGGGUUCGAUGGUGUAAUCAGGAAGGACAUUUUGCAGUGGAUGUUACAGAGAUGACAAUCAAGCAUCAAAAUCUCCCUCAUCUUUUUCCCGACAUUAUUGAGCACCUUUGUACUUUUUAAUUCCAUAAACUAAUGUCUUAACCAAUGAUGUAAAGUUUCCAAGCGUGAAUUACGCUCACUUGGCCA